Molecule: messenger RNA, 1698 nt
Organism: Kazachstania africana CBS 2517
Lineage: Eukaryota; Fungi; Ascomycota; Saccharomycetes; Saccharomycetales; Saccharomycetaceae
Gene: FET4
Product: Fet4p
Exons: 1
Coding region: 1-1698 (565 amino acids)
Biological process (GO): transmembrane transport
Source: RefSeq, a predicted model, not a curated record
AUGGGUAGAAUAUCGGAAUUUUUCGGCAAUCCUGGUGUUAGACCAGAUCUUCAUCAUCGUGCUCCAAUACAUGGAGCUUCUUCCACUAUUAAAUGUGAAGAUCCGUCAGAUCUUUUAAGAGAAGAAGACGAAGAGGAGAAAGAUUUAAAGGAACAACUUUAUCAGGUCAAUUCACUUAGCGAUGUCAGCACUACAGCAGAACUGACGAUGGUUAAUCUUGAAGCAGACGGGACUGUCUUCACCGAUCGUGGGUUCACUGGAUUGGAUAGAGGGUGGACAGAUAAGAUUUUAGAUAAGUUUGUGUCUUGGGCUGGUACCCAAUUCGUGUUUCUUAUCAUGUGGGCAAUAUUAAUUAUCUGGAUUAUUGUUGGUGCCGUUUAUGGUGGACCAGACGUUUGGCAAGUUGUUAUGCAGGACGGGCAGUCUAUUCAAAGUUACAUUUGGGACACUCUCUUAAUGAGACAACAAUUGAAUAGUUCUCAUGACCAAGUCCUUGUUUGUUGCCAAUUGAGAUCUCGUAUUAGUACAUUCAAACGUUUCAUGGGACGGAGAAUUGCCCAACUCAAGUCACACGAAAGUGGUAAUAAUGAAAUAGAUGAGACGAAACAAUUUGAUCAUACUAAUGUCAUAAAUAAAAUUGACCUAGAUACCAACGUCAUCAAAGGGAACCUUCCCGUAGAGAAUUGGUACGAUAAACUAAGUUCUACUGCUUCAAAUUUAACUGGUUCAGUUCCAACUAUGGUAAUCUUCUGGUUAGGCGUAAUUGUCUGGAUUAUUUGUGGUGUUAUACCUAAGAAUGCUGGUAAUUCACCACCAUAUACGGGAAGAACUUCAGGUAGCAAUCCUGAGUUAGCAAGAUUCAGCGAUACUUGGCAAAUGUACAUCAAUACCGCAGUAGCUGUUUCAUUGUUGAUCUGUACGUCGUUUUUACAAAAUAUUAGGGCAAGACAUGACAAAUAUAUCUCAAAGUUUUUGUUAGCCACAUUUGAAAUCGAUGAGAAAAUUGAAACUAAGCUUAGAGAACAUUUUCAUGAUUUUGAAACUUCAAAUCCAGUGGUUACCAUUUAUUCCAACAAGAGAAGCUGGGGAGAAAAAAUAAUUGAUUGGUACGCUGAUAUUAUUGGUACUGGUGUCGGUGUGGUCAUUGCUAUCGCAGCCUUUGUUGUUUGGCUAUGUAUUGGUAGUACAUUGCAUUGGGAUGAUAACUGGUGGUUAAUUAUUGGUACUUACACAGGUUUAGUUGGUUUCUUAGAUGGAUUUGUGAUUAGACAAGUUUAUUUCAGAAUUAUUGCACAUGAAGAAUAUAACUAUAAGCUAGUCGCUGAGAAAGAUAUGGAAUUGUUUGAAAUUUUGGGACUAACUUGCCCAGAAGAAUUCAAUGGAGAACCAGCAAAACCAUUAAAGUUAUCCCUAAGUUAUAAGUUAUCAUCAUGGGUCAAUCACCUCUGUUCCACUCAAUGGAGUGUUCUUGCCUCUAUUAUUAUAAUUUUAGGGUUAAUUAUUGCUGCAUCUGCUUUACUAUGGAGUACUACUGCACAACUAUUUGUCAAUUCGCCAACAAUGAUCAUUGAAGAAUUUUUCUUGAUUGUUCUACUUCAAGCUCAUAAUUGGGCCGAUCAGCAGAGAAGAGUUGAAGUUUCAGCUUUAUUGGUUCGUAGACAUAUUUUGCUUUCUUAUGUCAACGAAUUGUUUGAUUAA